Molecule: messenger RNA, 527 nt
Organism: Cylicostephanus goldi
Lineage: Eukaryota; Metazoa; Nematoda; Chromadorea; Rhabditida; Strongylidae
Source: the annotation of a GenBank genome assembly
AUGUGUCACGAAUUUGAUGUCGCCAAAUGCGUUUCUUGCCUAUCAACGUGUAUUUUCCCCGAUAAAACUACUUAUCCCAUAGAUGAAACGAUGGUUCAUCUGGGUCCUCCUCAUUUCUCCAACUUUGGGUAUUCUUAUGCUAAGAGAAUGAUUGACGUUUUGAACAGGGCAUAUGCACAGGAUUAUGGUCGGAAAUUCACAUCAGUCGUUCCCUGUAACGUUUUUGGACCUCACGACAAUUACAAUCUCCAGUCUAGUCACGUUAUCCCCGCUCUUAUUCACAAGACUUACAUUGCCAAAAAGGAAGGGAAACCGCUAGAGGUCUUUGGAACGGGUCGUCCCCUUCGUCAGUUCAUAUACUCGCUUGAUUUAGCACGGCUUUUCGUCUGGGUACUUCGCAGUUACGACGAAGUAGAACCAAUCAUUCUUUCGGUAUCUGAGGAAGACGAAGUUUCCAUAGCCGAUGCUGUGGAAGCAAUCGUGAAAGCCUUUGAUUUCCAGGUAACUUUCUUUUGUCCUUUUUGAUU